This is a messenger RNA of Spinacia oleracea (spinach), 1876 nucleotides long. Its product is annotated as shikimate O-hydroxycinnamoyltransferase-like. Gene Ontology annotation, molecular function: acyltransferase activity, transferring groups other than amino-acyl groups. The coding region runs from base 1 to 708 and encodes 235 amino acids. The record is from RefSeq and is a predicted model, not a curated record. NCBI's taxonomy places the organism in Eukaryota, Viridiplantae, Streptophyta, Magnoliopsida, Caryophyllales, Amaranthaceae. The transcript has a single exon.
AUGAAAACAGGUGAGACUUCAACCACGAAGGAAUGUCUGUUUAAACUUUCAAAACCUCAAAUUAAUGCAUUAAACCUCCAAGCAAACUCUCCAAGUGAAGAAAAAGAAAAACACCAUAGCUACAAACUUAGCAAUUACGAGGUACUAGCUGCGCACGUGUGGCGAACAGCAUGCAAAGCACGUGACUUAGCAAAUGAUCAAUUAGUGAAGCUUUACAUUCCAACUGGUGGACGGUCAAGAUUGAAGGAUCCAACACCACUACCACAAGGGUAUGUAGGGAAUGUAAUUUUCUACACUGCAUGUAUUGCGAAAACAUGUGAUAUCACGUGCAAGCCACUAUGGUACGCCGCAGGUAAAGUACACGAAGCUCUAAAGAACGUGGAGAAUGUGGAGUACUUAAGAUCAGCCGUGGAUUACUUGGAAUCACAGCCAGAUCUAACGCCUAUAGUUCGUGGGGCCCACACAGUUACAUGUCCGAACCUAACAAUAAACUCUUUUGGUAGGCUCCCAUUUUACGAAGCGGAUUUUGGUUGGGGCAAGCCGGAGUUUGCAGGUCAUAGUAAGCUGAGAUAUGAGGGUCAAACUAUCAUUGUUCCAAGCCCAAUUAGGGAUGGUAGCUACUCGGUUAACAUUAAUCUUUUUGCCGUGCACAUGCCUCUCUUCCGGAAAUACUUCUACGACGUUGGAAACCUACCCAACAAACUAUAGUCAUCUCCUCCAUACGUCAUACCGAUAACAUCUGAUUAUAAGGGUGAGUUUAUCCCUAGUCUUGAAAGGAGUUUCGAGGUGAGUCUCAAGUCUAAAUCUUGGGAUAAUGUGGUAAAAGACUACACUAAUUCUUGAAGUGAGUUUGAGAAUCCAAGACUCAUUCCAGACUCUACUUUUUUAUUCCUCCAAUCAAAUCAUUCCACAUCAUCAAACUUUAUUUAUCUUAUUUCACCCAACUAAAUUAUUGAUGGUUUAUUUAUUAUUUUGUUUCAUUUGCCUUCUAGAUCUUUUGAAUUUAAUAUGUUGUAUAAUUAUUUCUAACUUGUACGGAAUAUAUGUCAAUUUCGAAAUUAAUAUUUUAUGUUUUUUUACAUUUUUUUCUCGAAUUAUAAAUUACUUUGUCUUAGAUCUGAUUAACAUGGGCCUGGCCCGCUGGCCCGACCUGACCCGGUUCGAAAAUUGCCUGGUGUUGGGCAGAAGGCCCGACCCAGCCCGAUUUUUUUUAAAAAAAUUACGGCAUUUGGACAACGCAAAACAACAAUUUUAUUUAUAAAUUUGGCCUGACCCGAAAUUGGCCCGAAAAGCCCGCUAUUUUUAGCCCGAAAUAGCGGGUUAUGGGCAUACAAAAUUGGCCCGAAGCUUGGCCCGGUCUGCCCCGCCCCGACAUAAUGGACAAAUUUUUAUGUCCUCGACCCGGCCCGCCUUUUGAUCGGGUCUAAUUUGUUUAUAUAUAAGAAAACAUAGUUUCAAUAUUAUUUAGAAAAUGUACCAAAAAAUAAAUAUCUAUACAUAAAAUAUUAUUUUAAGAAGUGAGUUGAGUCUGGGGAUAAUGUGUAAAAUAGGGUAAGUUUUGUGUGAGUCUGGAUAAUGAAAAAGUUAGUGAAAAGCUGAUGUGACAGAGUCUGAAGAUUGAAAAUGCGUCUGGGGAUAAACUCACCCUAAGUUGGGUCUAAUUGUUACAAGUUGUAUUGGAUAAUGGUUUCUUCAGAGUGUGUAUCGAUCAUAUUUAAAAUAAAACUUCGACUCUCUUUUAUUUUUUUGUCUAAUUACAAAUCAAACUGGGUUAGUUUUUUAAAGUUUUUAGACCGUUAAUUCGUAGAUAUCAAGACCUCGAUCUUCUUAUGUAUAUUCCACUUUUAUAUAUUAGAUUAGAUUAGUUUUUGAUUUU